CUCGCGCCCAAUGACCAUAUGCAUUGACGGUCAAAGUUGAAGUUCGUGCGUGUACGUAAACAAUAAUGGUUCACCUCGGUCCCAGUCCAUUCUCAUGACGGAAUUGCUACAUUACUAUGGACUGGAUCAAUACACAAGCUAGCUGGGAUUGAACACUGUCAGUAGCUUUUGAAUUGGCUUGGCAUGAAUGUGUGCAGCGGCCAACCUGAAUGGGCUAACCUGCUUGUAAUAAUGUAUUUCUGCUAGCUGCUGUGAUCCCUGAUUUGCCUAAUAUUAAGCCAAAGCCAAGGCAAGCCAAAGGACCUUCUCAGUUCUAUAGCCUAGCCUAGGUAGGGCCUAGGCUUAAUUUCAUUCAAAGUAAACUCAAAAGAGAGCCUGGCCUGGCAGGCCCUGAGCAGGAAGAUCUAAGCUUGGUGCCGUUGUGCCGGUGGUUCUCUAAGAUUGAGAAAACAAAACAGGAUGGAGCUCGACUGGAUACAAAUAUUUGUGAUAAGUGUGUUACUUGGACUAAUACUCUUGUACGAGUUAAGUAACACAUUCAAGUACUAUGCCAAAAUGACUCUGUACUACACAUUGCUGCAGAUUGAGGCAUUUAUUGUCGUCAUAUUGUCACUUCCCAGGCCUCGAGAUCCGUUGAAUCAUCGAUGGGUCUGUGCAUUGAUCUCCAACACUAAUGGCCUGUUUGGAAUACGUGCUGAAGUCCGAGGCCUUCACCACCUUGACUACAAUAAGCCUGCUAUUGUCGUUGCAAAUCACCAAUCUUCCAUUGAUUUAUUCAGUAUGUUUUCAUUCGGCGUCUGGCCUAAGCGAUGUGUGUGCAUUGCGAAGAAGGAGCUUAUGUUCUCGGGACCAUUUGGUGCAAGCCUCUACCUAUGUGGGACUAUUUUUGUGGAUCGCCUUCACCCGGAUAAGGCCAGGAAUACCAUGGACCAGACAGUCCAACACAUCAAGGAUAAAAAUGUCAAAGUUUGGAUAUAUCCAGAAGGGACAAGAAAUCGAGAAACGGGUCUACUUCCUUUUAAGAAAGGAGCUUUCCAUCUUGCCGUCCAAGCUCAGGUCCCUGUGAUUCCGGUCGUGUUUUCAUCGUACUCCGAUUUCUACAGCCAAAGAGAAAAGCGAUUUGGAACUGGAAAGUUCACCAUCACAGUGCUACCACCCGUCCCCACCGAAGGAAAGACUAGCGAGGACGUGAACGAGCUGACCGAGACCGUUCGGAAGCAGAUGCUUACUACUUACAAUGAGACGUCUAUGCAAAGAAUGGAGAGCAAUGGCCUUAAUUAAAGGGUCAAGGGUCAAAGUUCGAGGAUGACGGGUCAGGUUAUGUAAAUCUUCCACAAGGGAAUGUAAUGAAGGUGGAAGCGGACAUGGUCACUUUUAAUAACAAGACGUCGUGGCAAGGGUCUUUACCAUCAAAUCGCAUCUGAUUAACAAUCAGGUCAAGGGUGAAGGGUCAGUCUUGCCUCAGUGAAUUUUCGUAUGAAUGGUACUGAUGUCUGAUCAGAAUUGCGGACGCGACCUAUCUGAGAAAGCCACUCAGUAACGGAGUGAGAAACUUGACCCCAGGAGGAUAGGUGAAAGGUCAGUCAGUCAGACAUUGUAAAAUGAGAUGUAAUGAUCCUUCGCUGACCUGUGUGGAGAAUAGAGCCCAAUGACCUCACUAAGGUCAAAGGUGAAAGAAUAGGCAAAGGCCUAAAGGCUAAAUGUCUUCCAGGUGAUUUCUAAAUCUUGGUCAUCGUCCAUAAUUGUUUAACUUUUCAGUGAUUCGAGGAAGUUACAGUUUUGAGAAUCUGGGAGCUGUUUCAUAAAGCUGUUCGUAAGUUAAGAGCGAUUUUAAGAAUGACUGGUGAUCCUUUCUUG
Molecule: messenger RNA, 1857 nt
Organism: Lytechinus variegatus (green sea urchin)
Lineage: Eukaryota; Metazoa; Echinodermata; Echinoidea; Temnopleuroida; Toxopneustidae
Product: 1-acyl-sn-glycerol-3-phosphate acyltransferase alpha-like
Exons: 6
Coding region: 460-1281 (273 amino acids)
Biological process (GO): phosphatidic acid biosynthetic process
Cellular component (GO): endoplasmic reticulum; membrane
Molecular function (GO): 1-acylglycerol-3-phosphate O-acyltransferase activity
Source: RefSeq, a predicted model, not a curated record